GUGGGAGUACAAUGGCAUCCGUGAAGAACACAUCCACAAGCGCUGGACCAUCUACCCCCGGGGACGGACGACCUCUACAGCAAUCUACUCCUCAGUAUAUGCACGCAAUGAGAGCACAAUGGUUUUUGGACUUCGUUGUUCGGUGGGACCUUUUUGGGCCAGUUGUUUUCAUGCUACCCACUUCUGUUCUAGACGCUGAGGGAGUGGACAACGUUCUUCCUCUCGGUACCAUCGUCGUGUGCGCCAAGACUCCCGGAGGUUUGCUCAAGCUGCAUACUGUCGCCUUCUACAACGAGUGCACACUGCCUCUCAGUGGUGUUAAAGGUGUGUUGGUGACCAUCAAGCGUUUCGCAGGGUACGGCUCGAACAUGACGUUGUGCUCUCACUUCAAAGGCCUUUACGAUGGCGGCAACAAGCGUCAUCCAUCGCCAGAGCAAUAUCUCGAUCUCGCGCUGAUGGUGCCGAAAGAACGUCCGGUUCUUCCGCGAGAACAUGUUUUCCGGCUUCUGUCACCCCAUGAGAGGUCGUCCGGCUUGGCUCAAGAAACUCCAGUUGCGGCAGUGGGGUGCGGGAGUCUGAUUCAAGACGCUGGGGGUCGGGUUAAGGGGCGCGCGCGCAGCGUUCACACGCGGGUCGGCCUGGAUGCUCCUGAGAACAAGUCGGACUUGCAUUCUCAGGGUACAGGGACUCAACGGGUCGGCAAUCCGAAACUCAUCAAGGUCCGCUCCGGCGGCAACACGUAUUCGCUUCGAGAUGAGAUGAGAAGAGAAUCCGGUAGAUCGAGGCAAGGUGUCGGAGGGAUGGGCGCUGUCCGCGAAAGCUCUGGUGGGGAGCAGACUCCUUCGAAGAAGAAGCGCGAGCGACAGAGGAUGGUGCGAGAGGAGGUGGCGGAAGGGACCCUCCGCAUGAAGAGGAUGAGAGGAAAAUCGGAGGCGGUGAUGGGCGGGGAUGGAGGUGACGUCGGAGAACGUGCCUCGGGAAAGAGGCCGCCGAAGGAAGAGCGUGGGACGACAAGUAAGAAAGUGAGGAGGCCCGACGGUUUGACCAUCCGCGAAGGACAAGCUGUGGGUGGAGGAGAUUCGGCUGAUCCAGGCGCUGCGGCCGCGAGAGAACCUUCAGGGAAAUCGAAACGGAAAGUGGCAGUUGAAGAAGGCGAUGGCCAGAAGAAACCUCGAAGGCGAAAGACUACUGAGGCGGCGAGCGGGGGCGAACGGUCUGUCGGUGAGGAGUGCGACGAAGUGGCAGCGUUCUGGCUCGAAUACGGGCGGAACGAUGGCAGUGAAAUCGUGGAGAAGGAGCUCCCCGUCCAACUGCUCAUCGACCCCAGGAAGAUCUGCGACAUCCCGUGUUGGGAAAGAUAUUACAACCACCGCAGUCUAAAUCGCGAAACUGUGGACGACAUCAAGGUUUGUCUCAACGAGAACAUGAGACACAAGAUGUCUAAGCAGCGAUCGCAGAAGGCCGCGUUAUUGGACAUGCGGGAGGCAUGGGAGAAAGAAGGAAGGUCGAUGGCCAUUCAAGGGAACCCUUCCGGCAAGGAGGCCGAAAAACAAAAGUUUUCCGAAUUCCAAAAGUUGCUUUUGGGAAAGAGUCCGAACGAAGCUCACUGGACGUUGGCAAAAAAAGAUUUGUCGCUCGCCGACGAGGAGUAUGUCGCUGCCGUUGGCAAUGCAUUGAGGCAGUGGAUGCAGCUCGUGACGGCAGGUGAUGACAUUUUCCGCAAAUCCAUGGAGUUCUACGCGAAAUGGGCGAUGGGGAAGUUGUUGGGCGGCGACGGCAAGACGCCAUUGUCGAGGCCGGACAAAUACAUGCCAGACAAAUCUCCGGGUCUGCAAGCAAUUCCGGAAAUGGGCUCGAAAGGGGCGGCUGGUGAAACGAAGAUGGGGUGGCUGGUCCGGGUCCUGCCGCCUCCAACCAAAAAGAAAACACAAGUGGACGACAAGUUUUUCGUGGUCGUGAAGGAGCCAGACAUGUUUUGUUGGCAGUGUCUCACCGACAUGACCGAUGUCGAGAAACUAUUGAUCCUCGACGACAUUCUCGCACUAAGGGGAGUGUUCGUCCAAUCCGCGGGCGGGCAUCUGAAGUGUCAGCAUAAACCUGGAAUUAAAGACAUGGUCACGACGACGAAAGUGGACCGUGUGAUGCUCCGUAUGUUCCACUACAUCUUGUUCCUUGAAACGGAGCAAGACGAAAGUGGCGCGGUGGAGUACGUGAACACUUGCAAACGUACUCUUCUGCACGAGAAGGACUCCCUCGACGACGCGAAGAAAUUGUACGAGGACGGCAGGUUCCCUAAAUCUUUCGAAAAGUCUGUCCGUUCCAUCUUGCGACGGACGGAAGAAGAAGUUCGAGACGCGAUCACGGUCAGCAGGGAUGUGGGGCACAUCAAAUGGCCCGACCUCAACCGGGUGACCAGCCUUAUUCCUUUCGCUUUCCCGCCUUCCCAAGCUCACAGUCAUGUCACUGCGAUCCGUGAGGUUGUGCAACAUUACGUGUGCAACCUGUACGUCCUCGAUUUGUGUGAUCCCACACUCCUCACAGACUGGCGAGAAGACGAUUUCGCGAACUUGCAAGGCGUUCUCCAAACACUUUCGCCAACACACUGGGCACUUGUGGUCUUUUUCCCCUCUCGUUGGGAGCUCAGUUUCUUGAAAGGCAUGACCAGGCUUAGUGUCUAUCACGUCAGGACAGGGAAGUGGGUGCGCAAUGCACAAAAGCAGGCCACUGUUCGGGAAGGCAAUAUGCUGGUUGAGGAGUGUGACCGCCUGUACGUGAUCUUUAAUGGCGAAAAGUUGGAAGACAACACAUUCGCAGUCUACCCGGCCAGAAGUCUGACAAAGGCUUCCCGUGCUCAUGGUCGAAGUCCGGCCAAACACACAGUGCCGGCCCGCUCGAAAGCUGUCUGUUCGUCGGACCCAUCAGGACAGGCUGUGGCGUGUUUCGACGUGCCAGAAGAGGAAAGGUUCUCUCGUAGCAUGUGGGAGGACGGUGGCGUGACAAGUGUUAGUGGACCUGCUUAUGGGGAGAUGGAGCAGAACCCGUCCCGUCUACUAAGUCUACUCGAAAACUUUUGCAAAGUUGGGCAAAUUCUUUUUUUCUUUGGGAAGGCGCAUGCGUCUGUCGUGUGGGAGCUCAUGCGCACCGGUCGGAACGUCGUCUCGUUGGAGAAGGAGGCGAGGAUGAUCGAUUACCUUCACGAGUUCGUGAAGGCACGCGUUGCAAACACUCGCAAUGCUUGCGAGUUUGUCCUCACCACCGGCGAACGAAACUGGGAUCCCAAGCGUGACAUGUAUUGGAAAAUGUCGGGGAACAAAAUGACGGAGGUUUGGGACUUCCUUUUCCAACCCGGACCGUUUGGUCCUACCGACCUUGAAUACACUCGACGGAGAAACCUGGUGUUUAGUGUGCUCAAUAGGUACGACGAUGCACCCAGGGAGUCUGUCUCGCAUUUCCUGAGAAGGCUGGAGCACGUUUACUUCACGCUGGCCGAACCGCUCACCCUCGAAAACUACAAGUCACAGUUUGACGAGGAGGACCCUUUCGACGCUGAAGACAUGGAGGAGCUGAGCGACUCGGAAACCUUCGAUUUCGAUUCCAUGCCACUUCCUCGAGUGGUUGGACAGGUUGGUGAUGAAGAGGAAGGUGACCCUCAAAGAUAUAGCACGUCCCCUGCCGGUUUGAAGCGUGUGUUUCGGCGUGAAAGAGUCGACGACCAAUCGUCUGAUGAUGGGGAGGAAGAGAGAGACUAUGAUUACGAACCUUGUGACAAGCUCCCUGGGGACCAUGAUACCUGGGAGAAUGACAGACUCUUCUUCUUCAGUAAGCAUCACCGGUUCACGUCGGAGGAUGUCUCGGGACACGACGUCGUCUGGCACCCGAGGAUAUUCCAACCUGCUGUGAGGAAUGGAAUUUGGGUCAUGGCAAUGAAGGAGGCCGACGGCAAGUGGAGUGGACUGAAGAGAUUGGGAGCGGGUGCAUUUAAGAGAACGGCGAGAACUGCUCUGGUGGAGCAUUUGAGUCUCAUGAACCCCGAGAGGAACGAACCGGACGUCGCUGCGUAUGCAGAACAAAAGCUAAAUGAGUUGUACGCCAACAACAUAUUGGAGUUUCGAGCGCCUUUCUACACACUCGAAACGACACCGUCUCGUGGCAUUGACUGGCGCAUGCCGCAACCUCCGUCAGGCGGUCAGCAUCCGGGAGUGGGUGGAGAAGGAGACGAAGGAGAUGGCGGAGACGGCGGAGGAAACGACUCACAGUUUGCUGGAAAGAGGACGGGCGAGACAUCGUCGGUAGAGAAGGCGUCCGGCGGAAAGGGGUCAGGCGGAAAGGACUCCUGCGGAAAGGGGUUGGGCGGGAAGGGGUCGGGCGGGAAGGGGUCGGGCGGAAAGCGUAGAACGUYCGGGAGUCCCCAGUAUAUGGGUACUGACCCUCACUGCGCAGGGAGUCGAGAUUCCGACAUGCGAGACGAGGCCACCCUGAGGUCUGAUCAAACUCGAGACUGGCGGUCUCGCGACGUGCUGGAGGGGCCCCCUGCAGGAGUGUUGGAGACCGGGGGUAGCGAGCACGAACGUCACACUCCUGGGCAAGAUGAGCGCUCUCCAGGAAUGCGUGUUGUACAUCAGGAAGAGGAGACUCAACGCUGGGAGUCUCCCAAAGUGUUGGAGACCGGGGGGAGCAAGUGUGAACGUCAUGCUUCGGAGGGUGUGUUCGUGGACACUCGCAGCGAGAGUGCAGGAGCUCCAGGGGAAACGCAUGCUCUACAGCGGGGAGAGGAGACUCGACACGGGCCGGCUCGUGAAGACGUGAAGUGGAUCCACGCACGAGCGCUGAUGAUCGGGACUUCCGAAGAGGUUCUGCACAGUCGUUCAGCUGUGGAUACGACGCGAGAGGGUGCGGUUAAGGGAGGUCAAUGGACGUCCGUGCAAGCUCCUGUUCUUGGCGACGAUGAAGACAAAGAAGAACCCGCGGUGGACGCUCGGGUUCAUGGCGAUGAGGAAGGCGGCGAACCCGUGGUGGAAGGCGGUGAGGUGACUGUCGAUAUCCGGACGGAUCCUCAGCGGAAAGAUGGUGAUUGUUCGCCCACCCGUUGCGGUGAAGAACAGGGUGGUCGACCGUCUGUCCUAAGCUCCGCUCGGGGAAUGGUACUUUAUGAAGCCAUAGAUUUGGGUGAUGACUCGGCAGCCACCGAGCUGGUUAGCGACUCAGGGGUGGCCGAGAUGCAGAACGUCGAAUCCUCCGUGGAAGGCGUUGAGGUGGCCGUCAGCAUCAAGAUGGAUCCAGAGCGGAAAAAUCAUGACUCCUUGUCCACCCGUUGCGGUGCCGAACGGGGUGAUCGAGCAUCUGUCCUCAGUACCGGUCGGGAAAUGGUGCUUCAUGAACGCAUCGACUUGCCAAGCGACUCAGCUGCCACCGAGAUGGUUAGCGACACAGCCGUGGCCAAGGUGCAGAACCUUGAAUCGUCCGUGGACGUUGGCGCAGUGGCGCGACAGGAGGGCGAGUUCCCUCAAAGGGCUCCCGAGGACGGUGUGAGGUUGUUAAUGUCCCUGUCCAUGAAGCCUUCAGAAGCCGUGCGCGAGAAACGUCUUUCAGGGAGGUCAUUGGCCGCUUUACCGAAGAAGUCGUCAAGUGAAGGGUUGUUUAAAAGGGUCCAGAUGCCUCGCCUUUCCCAGAGAGCUGUCAGGGUUCUGAAGGCUUGUGGAAUAGAUAAGGAGGAAGGUCUGUGGAAAUAUUUGGCUUCAUCUAUUGAGAGCGUUACUGCUUUGUCUGAUGGGUCUGAUGACGAAGGCAAAUAGGGUGUCUUGAAAAACCAGUGUCCUAAGUACAUCGCGAAGGACACAUUCAACAGUUGAGGAUACAACUUUUCUGGGAAAAGG
This is a messenger RNA of Chara braunii, 5873 nucleotides long. The record is from the annotation of a GenBank genome assembly. Lineage: Eukaryota; Viridiplantae; Streptophyta; Charophyceae; Charales; Characeae.